Triticum aestivum (bread wheat) is the source of this 969-nucleotide messenger RNA. Its product is annotated as dirigent protein 1-like. The transcript has a single exon. The record is from RefSeq and is a predicted model, not a curated record. Bases 116 to 658 code for a protein of 180 amino acids. NCBI's taxonomy places the organism in Eukaryota, Viridiplantae, Streptophyta, Magnoliopsida, Poales, Poaceae.
CGCAGGUCAACGGAGUGGUUGCUACGGUAUACAUUAUGAGCCCUAUCAACCCAUCGACCGCGUUGCAUUGUAUUCCAGCGGUUGCGAGUCGAUACCGCAACGCUUUCUGAUCGCCAUGACUUCCUCCUCGCCGCUGCUCUUGCUCUCUCUCAUCCUGGCCUGGUCAGCACCAGCCUUCCUCCUGGCGCGCGCCGGCGCCGGCGACCAAGGGCUCAAGCACAUCCACCUGUACAUGCACGAGACCUUCGCCGGCCCCAACGCCACGGCGAUCGUGACGGUGCCGUCACCACUGGGCGCCAACGCGACGUUCGGGGUGGUCGGCGUGCUCGACGACGAGCUGCGCGACGGCCCGGACCCGAAGAGCUCGUCGCUCGUGGGCCGGUACCAGGGCAUUUUCGCUGGAGCCGGGCUCGUGAGCCCGCCGGGCAUGCAGUCGGCGAUCAACUUCGUGUUCACGGCUGGGGAGCACAGCGGGAGCACGCUGGCAAUGCUGGGACCUGUUCUGAGCUUCACCGGUGCCAUCGAGCGCUCUGUGGUGGGCGGCACCGGCGCGUUCAGGAUGGCGCGUGGGUACUGCGUCAUGAUGGCCGCGGGCAACCCCACGCCGGACUCCAUCGUCUACGAGGUCGACCUAUUUGUGAAGAUGGAUUAUGCCUGAUCAUUUCCCUCUUCUCGUAACCUGUAUCGAUCAUUAUCGUGUAUCAUGCUGUAGAGAUUUGUGCAUAUUGGCAAGCCAUACAAGGAAGAAUAGCAGCAUUUGCCGGUGUGCAGCCCAUUGCACCUCGUUCAGCAGAAAGGGGUAUCUUUGCGAUCCGAGCCCAUCUCCCGCUUUUUUCGCUUUUUUCUUCUCCAUUUCAGUCCAAAAAUUAUGAUUGUGCCGUGUAUAUGCGUGUAUGUGAGCAUCUCCGAUUAUAUUAUGUUAAAAAAAUGUUUCAUUUUGCAUCUUUUUCGCGGUGUUUUUUCAUGGCA